CACCUGUCGCCUAGGAACUGUGACUUCACAAAGCACAGGUUUCCAAGGCUCUCUUCUCCCAUCCCAGCUGUUCAGACUCUGCAAUUGGACAUUCAGUUCCAGAACUCUCUCUUCCCUCCCCGCCCACAGUUCCUGGGACUGUUGUCUGGGUCUGACUCUCUGUGUGUUGGUGCAGGCAUGGAUGGGAAGAAAUGCAGUGUCUGGAUGUUUCUACCACUUGUAUUCACUUUGUUUACGACAGCCGGGCUGUGGAUAGUAUACUUCAUAGCUGUGGAAGAUGACAAAAUCUUACCACUAAAUUCACCUGAAAGGAAGCCUGGGGCGAAGCAUGCACCCUAUAUAAGGUAGCUCGGCUGACGGCCCCACCGCAGCUGUGUGUUUAGUCAAGUCAUGAACAUGGCGGCCUUCCUAGCCCUGGUGGUGGCCGUUCUGCGCUUCAUACAACUGAAACCAAAGGUCCUAAACCCCUGGCUGAAUAUCAGUGGACUGGUGGCCUUGUGUCUGGCUUCCUUUGGAAUGACCUUACUCGGUAAUUUUCAGCUCACCAACGAUGAGGAAAUCCAUAACGUGGGGACUUCCUUGACCUUCGGGUUCGGCACGUUGACCUGCUGGAUCCAGGCUGCGCUGACCCUCAAAGUCAACAUCAAGAACGAGGGCCGGAAAGUCGGAAUUCCACGAGUCAUCCUGGCGGCCUCCAUCACUCUCUGUGUGGUCCUCUACUUCAUCCUGAUGGCUCAGGGCGUGCACAUGUACGCGGCCCGCGUGCAGUGGGGCCUGGUCAUGUGCUUCCUGUCCUACUUCGGCACGCUGGCCGUGGAGUUCCGCCACUACCGCUACGAGAUUGUGUGCUCCGAGCACCAGGAGAACUUCCUGAGCUUCUCCGAGAGCCUGUCGGAAGCCUCCGAGUAUCAGACCGACCAGGUGUGACCCGCCAGCUCGUCCCUGUGCCGGGGCAGGGCGGGCGUGCGGGCUGGGGACGGGCAGGAGGACAGAGUCACGGGGCUCCCCACGUGACCUCGAGACACAUUCUUUUUUUAACACGCACGUUCACGGCCACAUCUGCCACACGAGCUUUUCCGGGGCGGGUCGUUUCUUCAGCGGGAAAGCACGAGCCCUCGCGCACCGAAGACACACGCCUGUCACCCGGACACACGUUGUCACUGCACGGCAGAUGCACGGUCACUGGUGCACGGUCACCUGUCUUCCCUCUCCCUCUGCUCUUCUCACUCCCGUCGUGUCCCAGACGCGGUGACAUCGCCCGGCCAGCGGUGGGAGGACGCCCAGCCCCCAGGUGGCCUCCGGUCCCCAGGGCUUGAAGGAACCAGCCGGUGACGAACGUCCGAACCCGGCACUGGUGUUCGGGGAAGGGUGGCAGCGUGACGCCCAGCGGGACAGAGGCCGAGCGCCGUGACCCUGUGUGGCCCGUGCCAAGGCGUGCACCCCCGUGACACCUCCCGAGACAGCCCCCUUGGUGGCCGACCGGCCAGCCGUGUGGCUCCUGUAAAA
Molecule: messenger RNA, 1506 nt
Organism: Microcebus murinus (gray mouse lemur)
Lineage: Eukaryota; Metazoa; Chordata; Mammalia; Primates; Cheirogaleidae
Source: RefSeq, a predicted model, not a curated record